This is a messenger RNA of Aspergillus pseudoviridinutans, 678 nucleotides long. RefSeq names its product Zn(II)2Cys6 transcription factor domain-containing protein. The coding region runs from base 1 to 678 and encodes 225 amino acids. The transcript is spliced from 2 exons. Gene Ontology annotation, molecular function: DNA-binding transcription factor activity, RNA polymerase II-specific; zinc ion binding; transcription cis-regulatory region binding. Gene Ontology annotation, cellular component: nucleus. Lineage: Eukaryota; Fungi; Ascomycota; Eurotiomycetes; Eurotiales; Aspergillaceae. Gene Ontology annotation, biological process: positive regulation of transcription by RNA polymerase II. The record is from RefSeq and is a predicted model, not a curated record.
AUGCCGGUUGGUCAGACACGACGGCUUGCAAACCGGCGUCUCCGCGUGAACAGCGGAUGCAAGACAUGUCGUGCCCGUCACGUCAAGUGCGACGAGGGGCGUCCCUCGUGCGCAAAUUGCGCGAAGAGAAAUCGACAUUGUGAAUAUGAUCGGCCCCAUAUCCACAGGGGCGCGGUGCGAGUGAACCCAGGCAAGAGCAGCCCUGCGACAAACAAUGCCGAAAGUAACUCCGAUCGUACUACUGCCUAUGACCAUCUCCGUACGGAGGAGCAUGAUCACGGAGACGUGGUCCUUUCCUUAUCUGAGAAGAGGGUCAGACCUGAUGCUCUAGGCAACUCGAGGCUCCCCCACAGGAACCCAGACGCCUUGCCCAUUUCUGAGAGAUCGACAACCCCUCCAACAUGCCUCGUUAACUUGAGAACCAUACUUCAGAACGGUGACCUUGGAAAGAAUCGUGGCUUUUCCGCUUCAGAACUUAUCGCGUCUCAUGACGUGCUCGGCCCAAGCAGUCUAUACGCAAGCGAACAUAUUCCACCUCAUAUUCCUCGGGACUAUGCCGGCAACCAACCGUCAAAUCUUCAUGUCGAGCAGGACCUUGUGCUCUCUGAUCAUGAAAUUCUGAUCUUCCGUAAUUACGUUGACCGUGUCUCUAAAUGGGUGAGCAAAGAUAGUUUUUGA